Messenger RNA from Larimichthys crocea (large yellow croaker), 2114 nucleotides. RefSeq names its product actin related protein 5 (gene actr5). The coding region runs from base 63 to 1943 and encodes 626 amino acids. The transcript is spliced from 9 exons. Lineage: Eukaryota; Metazoa; Chordata; Actinopteri; Sciaenidae. The record is from RefSeq and is a predicted model, not a curated record.
GGGAACCAAAAGUCUGCGGCACCAGCUUCUACUCGGCUGUAUUUUAAAGUGACACGUCCAGGAUGGCGUCCACAGAGGACCCGGUCUAUCAGAUCUUCUCUUUCCAGGACUGUAAGUCUUCUCCCGACCCGAUUUUUGAGCUCCCCGCCCAGUGUGUGACUCCGACACCGGCCCCGAUAGUGAUCGACAACGGCUCCUUCCAGACCCGGGCCGGCUGGGCGGCUCCGGGCGCGGACCUCGACUCCCCGCGGAUGCUCUUCAGGUCGGUGGCGGCGCGCAGCAGAGGCGCUGCCCGCAGCGAGACCCAGAUCGGCAACGACAUCCCGAACCUGGAGCCGCUGCGGUGGCUGCUGAAGAGCCAGUUUGACCGAAACGUGGUGGUGAACUUCGAGAUCCAGGAGCUCAUCCUCGACCAUGUGUUUACACACCUGGGCAUCAGCUCAGAGGGCAGUGUGGCACACCCCAUUGUGCUGACAGAGGCGCCCUGCAACCCGCUGCACUGUCGGCAGAUGAUGUCAGAGUUGUUGUUUGAGUGUUACCGUGUCCCGUAUGUCUCUUACGGCGUGGACAGCUUGUACAGUUUCUACCAUAAUAACACUCAGAGGAACCUCCAGCCACCACACACUGGCAUCGUUCUGUCCUCAGGAUACCACUGUUCACACAUCCUGCCUGUUAUCAACGGCAGGUUGGAUGCGGUCAACUGUAAGCGUGUAAACGUGGCUGGGAGUCAGGCAGCGUCGUACCUGCAGCGCCUCCUUCAGCUGAAAUAUCCAGGUCACCUCGCUGCCAUCACACUCAGUCGUGUGGAGGAGCUGCUGCAUGAACACAGUUACACUGCUGUGGAUUAUCAUGAAGAACUGGAAAAGUGGCGCAGCCCAGAGUUUUAUGACCGAGAGGUUCAUCGCAUGCAACUUCCCUUCUCGGGCAAGGUGCCAGGUGGCUGUGUGAGCGUGGAGGAGAGGCAGGAGAGACGAGCUCAGCAGCUCCGACGACUUCAGGAGAUCAAUGCUCGGCGCCGGGAGGAGAAGCUGCUGCAGGACCAAGAGAGGCUGGAUAGACUCAUGGCUGUACAGGAGCUGCUGGAGGACGGCCUUUUGGAUCAGUUUCAUAAGAGCCUGGUGGAGCUCAACAUGGACUCAGCCGAGGAGCUUCAGUCGUACAUCAGCAAACUGCAGCUGGCUGUGGAGCAGGGCAGACAGAAACUGCUGCACAGCGACGGAGCAGAGGGCAGGACAGAGGUGUCUGAGCUAGAGCAGCCGAUGGACGAGGGAGACGGAGUGGCGUUGAUGGAUCCUGACUUCCCUGAGGACACGCUGCCAGAAAAACCCACUAAUGUGGUGCAGCCCGUGUUCAACAUGGCGGAGUACCACCAGCUGUUCGUGGGGACGGAGCGUCUGCGGUGUCCAGAGAUCCUGUUCCAGCCCUCGCCGACUGGAGAGGACCAGAUGGGACUGAUGGAGACGCUGCAGUACGUCCUGGCCAGGUACACUCUGGAGCAGCAGGAGGCGCUGGUGAGCAAUGUGUUUCUGACAGGAGGGAACAUGCAGUACCCCGGGAUGAAAGAGAGAGUGGAGAGAGAGCUGCUGGCUAUGAGACCCUUCCAGUCACACUUCAAGGUGACAAUGGCGUCACGUCCGGCCGUGGACGCCUGGUACGGGGCACGAGACUGGGCCCUGGAGCAUCUACCUGCAGGAGAGGGAGGAGCGGCAGAGGGAUGGAUCAGCAGACAGGACUACGAGGAGAAAGGAGGCGAGUACCUGAGCGAGCACUGCGCCUCUAACGUCUUCAUUCCCAUGAAAAUCGUCAAACCAGUUCCUGCUCGCCCCACCGAGGCCUGUGUCACCACACUGACACCAACUGGAGCUUCUGCUACUGUUACCACGGUUACAUCUGCUCCAUCCUGUUUAACUGAAGCUGCUGAUGUUUCUAUGGUUACCUCCUAAACUGGGAUGCCAGAUAUCACAAAUCUUCUAAUGUUCUGUUAUCGGUCUCUUGUGACUUGUAACUUUUGGAAGGACCAUUUUGUUUUAUAUUUCCAUUACGCUCUGUGAAACCACAAGAGGCUGUUCAUAUUAUCAUCAAAUGACUAAUGAUAAAAGGUCUAGUGGGAAUAU